AUGGAUUUGCGUGUUCGAGCACUGCGAUCAGUCCAAAUUCCUCCACAAUCCCCUAUGGAGGAAGGCACAAUGACCAUAGCUCCUGUGCUUCCAUACCGCAGUUCCACAAUGCCUGAAAACCUGUCUGUGCGACUUAAGCAUCCAAAUGUUCUCUGUGCUAAUUCAUGGUUAAAAAGGAGUCCUAGUGAUCAUUCAGAUCACCCCACUUUAAGUCUUCGCUGCUCCCGAUAUCUGGAUGUGGAAAAGCGCCGUAGUCGACCUGCCUCUUUGGCUCCAGAAGUCAAUCACAUAGAUAAAAGUCUUCCUCCGCCUCUACCACCGAAAAGAAUAAGCUCGCAAACAUCCAAUUUAACGAUUUUAUCCCUGAAACAGAAAGAAUUUGGUACGGAAACUAGUGAGGAUGCCUGUCUGACUUUGUGCAAAUUUGCAGCACCAAAAGCCUUUAAUUUGACUUUUAUUAGCACAUCGAUGUAUUUGAAGUAUAUUUACGCAGAUUUUUGGGUUGUUCAGCUAUUUACAUAUGCUGAGCAUGGAUUAUGCCCAGAUCUUUUAAGGUCGCAGGAAAAUAAUGUUCCAAUGCGUGUAUUGGGUUCAUCUUUUCCAUUUACGAGUUGCAUUUUGGAAUUUUAA
Molecule: messenger RNA, 630 nt
Organism: Echinococcus granulosus
Lineage: Eukaryota; Metazoa; Platyhelminthes; Cestoda; Cyclophyllidea; Taeniidae
Exons: 4
Coding region: 1-630 (209 amino acids)
Source: RefSeq, a predicted model, not a curated record